Molecule: messenger RNA, 219 nt
Organism: Mesorhabditis spiculigera
Lineage: Eukaryota; Metazoa; Nematoda; Chromadorea; Rhabditida; Rhabditidae
Source: the annotation of a GenBank genome assembly
AUGGUGUUGAGGACGGUAUUUCGGAAUGCGAGAAAGACCCGGGACAGUCAGACCAAGAAGCGUAGCAUGGAAGUGCGGCUUGCAUUGACAACCCUGAUCAACCACUGUGCAAAUGCUGGAUGUACGUGGGUCAGAUUUAGGCUGAAUAUUAUCAUCUUCCUAUGGACACGGCGAGAGAGAAACGACAACAGCACUUCUUCGAAGACUUCGAAGACGGUC